Messenger RNA from Pimephales promelas (fathead minnow), 3610 nucleotides. It is a transcript of the gene rab3gap1, whose product is annotated as RAB3 GTPase activating protein subunit 1. Lineage: Eukaryota; Metazoa; Chordata; Actinopteri; Cypriniformes; Leuciscidae. Gene Ontology annotation, molecular function: GTPase activator activity. Gene Ontology annotation, biological process: positive regulation of GTPase activity. The record is from RefSeq and is a predicted model, not a curated record.
UGCCAACCGCCAAAAAACACGUGACGGUGGGACGUCAUUCUAAACAGAGAGCCAAGAUGGCGGCUGACAGUGAUCCCGAGUCUGAAGUGUUUGAAAUCACUGAUUUUACCACCGCAUCGGAGUGGGAGAGAUUCAUAUCCAGGGUUGAGGAGGUGCUCAAUGACUGGAAGCUGAUUGGUUGUCGUGUUGGGAAACCACCGGAGAAGGGCGAAUACACCAGCGGCAGCUGGGAAGAGACGUCUCUAGAGAUUAACUUUGCUGAUUUCAAGUUCUCCAUUACACAUCACUAUCUGAAACAGGAGUCGACAGACAGUGAAGGCAUAGAUGAACCAGAGGAAGAUGCGUAUCCGCUGGCCAUGCAGGACCUGCUCUGCAUGAACAAUGACUUUCCACCUCGAGCGCACUGUCUGGUCAGAUGGUUUGGCAUGCGUGAGUUUGUGGUGAUUUCUCCUGGAGCGAACUGUGAAGCCAUCGUCAGCGAGUCCAAGUGUAACCUGCUCCUGAGCUCCGUGUCCAUCGCUCUGGCAAACACAGGCUGCCACGUGCCGCUGUUUGUCCAGAUCCAGCAGAAGUGGAGGAGGAUGUUUGCGGGCGAGUGUCAGGGACCCGGCGUUCGCUCGGACUUCGAGAUCGUGCAUCUGCGUAAAGUGCCCAGCCAGUACAACCACCUGUCCGGUCUGCUCGACAUCUUCAAGAACAAGAUUGGCUGCCCACUGAUGCCGCUGCCACCCAUCAACAUCGCCAUUCGCUUCACGUACAUCCUUCAGGACUGGCAGCAGUGCUCGUGGCCUCAGCAGCCGCCAGACUUUGAUGCGCUUCUCACUGGAGAGGUGGGCGGCGUGGAGUUUGGCAAACUUCCUUUUGGAGCGUGUGAAGAUCCCAUCAGUGAGCUGCAUCUUGCAACAACGUGGCCGAACCUGACGGAGGGAAUCGUUGUGGACAAUGAUGUUUAUUCCGAUCUGGAUCCACUUCAAGCGCCUCACUGGUCUGUUCGAGUGCGGAAAGCAGACAACCCGCAGUGUUUGCUGGGUGAAUUUCUCAUGGAGUUCUUCAAACUUUGCUGUCGGAAGGAAACCACCGAGGAGAUUCUGGGGAGAAACUCGGUUGAAGAAGAAGGGAAAGAGAACAGUGACAUCACUCAAGCCUUGUCCAAACUGACGGAGCCGGCCGCUGUUCCCAUCCACAAGCUGUCCGUCUCCAACAUGGUCCACAGCGCACGCAAGCGCAUACGGCGGCACAAGCGCGUCGAGGAGUCGCCUCUUAACAACGACGUGCUGAACUCCAUCCUGCUGUAUCUUUUCCCAGAUGCAGCUUUGGAUAAAACAGACAGUAGUGAUGUUAAAUCCACACAGCCCAGCCCAGGGGGAAAGACUGAGCCGGACAAAGACUCGGAAGAUUACCAUCUCUAUAAUCAGCUGAAAUCGGCUCCGUGUGACAGUCUGACGUACCGUCUAGCCUUGUGCAUGUGUGUGGUGAACUUCCAUCACGGAGGCGUGCGUGCCGUCGCUCACCUGUGGCAGGAGUUCGUGUUGGAGAUGCGCUACCGCUGGGAAAACAACUGUCUGAUCUAUGGACUGGCGAGUGGCCCUCCUGAUCUCAGGUGUUGUCUUCUUCAUCAGAAACUGCAGAUGCUGAACUGCUGCAUCGAGCGAAAGAGAGCAAGGGAUGAUGGGAGGAAGAACGCCGCAUCAGACGCAAGCCGAGACAAAAGCCGCUUGGCGCCGGAGAGCGCCGGACCUGCUGAGGUUUCUCCCGGGAAGUCGUGGGACUCGUGGAGCGACAGUGAAGAGGAGUUCUUCGAGUGUCUGAGCGACACGGAUGAGAUGAAGGAGGCGGACACGGAGAACGAGAAAAAAACAGCCAAUAAGAGCAAAGCAGAAGGUCGACUGCAGCCACACGGCAAAAUCACACUCCUGAACUCACAGGAGCUGCUCUACAUCCCAGUCACACAGGAGCCGGCGCCCAUGACUGAAGACCUGCUGGAGGAGCAGUCGGAGGUACUGGCCAAACUGGGCACGUCGGCUGAAGGUGCGCAUCUCCGUGCCCGUAUGCAGAGCGCCUGCUUGCUCUCAGACAUGGAGUCCUUCAAGGCAGCGAAUCCAGGCUGUUCCCUGGAGGAUUUUGUGCGCUGGUAUUCCCCGAGAGAUUACGUGGAGGAGGAGGUGAGCGAUGAGACGGGCCAGACGGUCAUUCGGGGCGACCUAAGCGCCCGCAUGAAGAUCCCGGGGAACAUGUGGGUUGAGGCCUGGGAAACGGCCAAAGCCACUCCGGCACGCCGACAGAAGAGGCUGUUUGAUGACACCAAAGAGGCUGAGAAGGUGCUGCACUACCUCUCGGUGCAGAAAGCGUCUGAUCUGACGAGGCAUCUGCUGCCCUGUGUCCUACACGCUGCUCUUCUCAAGAUAAAGGAGGAAGAGUCGACCGAAGACAUCCCGUCCGUGCGUAAGGCGCUCCAGCAUCUCACGUCUCACGCCAGUAAACUUCUGCGUCACCCCAGUCCCGACUUCAAGAAACUGGAGGAGGUUAUUAAUCAGAUGAGUGCGGUGGAGGCCGUCGUUGCGAUCGCACGCUCGCUCAAGGCCAAGUUUGGCAUCGCUAAAGGAGAGCGGAUGGAAGAUGGUGAUGAGCUGGAGAGGUUUGUGAGCUGUUUGCUGGAGGAGCCUGAGGUGUGUGUGGUCGGUGCAGGUCGAGGUCCUGCUGGAAGCAUCAUACAUAAGCUCUUCGUCAGUUCUCAACGGUUGGCCGACUCCAGUGACGAGGCCGCCCUGUUGGCUCCGAUGGAGGACGACACGGGCCGUUCGGGAGGAACGGAUGACAGGAAAGCGGUUCCGGAUUUUCCGCCCCCUGCUGGACGGGAGAUUCUCCUUCGGACCUGCGUUCCUCGACCCGCGCCGUUCUCCAAAGCCCUGCCCCAGCGCCUCUUCUGCGUGCUCACGCGGGACGAGUUCAGGCUCGCCGGGGCCUUUUCAUCCGACACCUCGUUCUUCUGAGCGCACCCGGGACGGCUCGGUUAAACGCCGCACGGCUUUAGUGAAAUCAGCGAAUGGUAAUGGUGUCUCCUGCUGUUCUUACAGAGUCAUCGGCAGUUUCCGGAUCGGCCCUCGAGGCAACUGCUCUUCUGAGGGUCUCGUAACCUUCGCUUGGAUGUUGAAAUGGUUUUAUAUCUGGUGGGUUUUCACACAUGCUAAUAAUAUCCGUUCCCCUACUGUGUGUUUGAUGAGGAAAGCUUUAGAUUGACUACUCAAUGCUUCGCCUUAGGAAACAUCAUCAGAACACACACACACACACACAAUUUACUCACUGACUAGUAGUAAAUAAAAAAGCUGAGCUCAUGUAGCAUUUAGCAUCGGUGUAUCGGUCUCGGAUCGAGACCUUUAUAUGUAUAUCGAUUCGCUCUUGUGCUGCUUGUUUUUCCUCCGCCAGUCGCUUUCUGCUAAUGACAUUAAUGUAUUAGUCUGUCUGAUGAUGUAUUGUCAGUCUGUGCUAGUAUCUGUCUCAUGCAUUUGACCAGAUCUAAAUGUCAAACCAAUAUGAUCGUCUGCAUUGUGUGAUUGUCCUAAUUCAGUCGCAGAUUUGACUUGAUGAAAAAUAAUAAAAUGUCUGAACAUAA